UUGCAGUUCAGUAAAGUUCCAUUGUGCAAAGCGAUUACUUCGAGACUGUUCUUAAGUAAAUCUAGUGGAAUUAAUUACUUUUAUUGACAAUUCGCAUUUCUAAAGGCAUACAAGAUGUUCCGACUUCCUACAAUUUUGAGAGCAACGACUGCUCGUCAACUCGCUUUCCGUAAAUAUGCUAAAGAUGUCAAGUUUGGAGCUGAUGUCAGGGCAUUGAUGCUUCAAGGUGUUGAUAUUCUGGCUGAUGCUGUUGCCGUCACUAUGGGUCCAAAAGGUCGAAAUGUCAUUCUAGAACAAUCUUGGGGAUCACCAAAAAUCACUAAGGAUGGUGUCACUGUCGCUAAAGGAAUCGAAUUAAAAGACAAAUUCCAAAACAUUGGUGCCAAAUUAGUUCAGGAUGUCGCCAAUAACACAAAUGAAGAAGCUGGAGAUGGUACAACAACUGCCACCGUUCUUGCCCGAGCAAUUGCCAAGGAAGGCUUCGAGAAGAUUUCAAAAGGAGCUAAUCCAGUUGAAAUUCGUCGUGGUGUAAUGAUGGCUGUUGAAACAGUAAAAGAGACACUUAAGACACUCUCUAGACCAGUCACAACACCCGAAGAAAUCGCACAAGUCGCUACAAUCUCAGCUAAUGGUGAUCGUGCAAUCGGUGAUCUUAUCAGUGAUGCAAUGAAGAAAGUCGGAAAGGAUGGAGUUAUUACUGUUAAGGAUGGAAAGACUUUAGUUGAUGAACUUGAAAUUAUUGAAGGCAUGAAAUUUGAUCGUGGAUAUAUUUCACCUUACUUUAUCAAUUCAUCAAAGGGCGCCAAGGUUGAAUUUCAAGAUGCUUUGUUGCUUCUAUCAGAGAAAAAGAUUUCAACUGUCCAAAGUAUCAUUCCAGCCUUGGAACUUGCUAAUCAACAACGCAAACCACUUAUUAUUAUCGCUGAAGAUUUAGACGGUGAGGCUCUUUCAACAUUAGUUGUCAACAGAUUGAAAAUUGGUCUUCAAGUUGCUGCUGUUAAAGCACCAGGAUUCGGUGAUAAUAGAAAAUCAACAUUAUCUGAUAUGGCUAUUGCUACUGGCGCCAUUGUUUUCGGAGAUGAUGCUAAUUUAGUUAAAAUUGAAGAUGUUCAACUCUCUGAUUUCGGUCAAGCCGGUGAAGUUGUUAUCACAAAAGACGACACUUUGUUAUUGAAAGGAAAGGGAAAUAAGUCUGAUAUCGAUGCACGUGCACAACAAAUUAGAGAUCAAAUUACUGAUACAACAUCAGAAUAUGAAAAAGAGAAGCUUCAAGAACGAUUGGCUAGAUUAGCAUCAGGUGUUGCUGUCCUUAAAGUCGGUGGAUCAAGUGAAGUCGAAGUAAAUGAGAAGAAAGAUCGUGUAAAUGAUGCACUUUGCGCAACAAGAGCUGCUGUUGAAGAAGGAAUCGUUGCUGGUGGUGGAACUGCACUUUUAAGAUGUAUCCCAGCAUUAAACAAUCUCAAAGGCAAAAAUAAUGAUCAAACAAUUGGAAUUGAGAUUGUCAAGAAGGCUCUUCGUAUGCCAUGCUUUACAAUUGCCAAAAAUACCGGAGUUGAUGGAUCUGUUGUAGUAUCAAAGGUUGAGGAUAAUUCUGGAGAUUUCGGAUAUGAUGCACUCAAUGACGAAUAUGUCAAUAUGUUCGAAAAGGGUAUCAUCGAUCCAACAAAGGUCGUGAGAACAGCUUUGACUGAUGCCGCUGGUGUUGCAUCAUUAUUAACAACUGCUGAAUGUGUUGUGUGUGAGAUUCCAAAAGAAGAACCAGCAGGUGGUGGAAUGGGAGGCAUGGGUGGAAUGGGAGGUAUGAUGUAAAAAACCCGAAUUCACUCUCAAAUCAGCUAAACACACAUAACAAUAACAAAUAUUAAUGUUAAGUCUUGCAUUUAAAAUUUAUUAGUUAAUAAUAGUUGUAUAGACAAUUUUUAAAGAAACAAAGAAUAAGAUUCAGUCAAGAAAUUAUCACCAUAGUUGUAAGCCAAAAAUGGAUCAUCAGCAUUUGUUAUUAUCUUGCGAAAUGAUCAUCGAAACAAAAGUUUUUGUUUGUUAAAAAUCAAUUUUCUCAAAAAGAAUGUAGGAAGAAAAUUUCUGAACUUGAUUCAAUCCUAAUGGGCAGGUAUUUUGAGUCAUUUACACAAAUUUUAAGAUGAAAUUCUCUCAGUCUAUUUUAAUUAAUCGUACGUGAUAUUGUACUUUUUGUUUUUUUAUAAGAAAAAAAAAAUCAAAAAGAGGAAAGAAUAUUAAAAGAAAAUUCCAUUGGAUUGAUGCAAAAAGAUAAUAAAUAGAAAACUUAUUUACCUGAAAGAUGAAUGAAAUAACGAACUUUUAACAUUUGAAAACUUUUUGAUUUUUUUCAGUGAUGUAGUUAUUACCCUGCUAUGUUGAUAAUUUUCAAGAGCAGUUUCUGAGGCUAUAUGCGGCAGUAGCUUCACUUUGUCUUGUUGUAUAUGUUCUAUUGAGCAUAACUUCUAUGAAAACAUUACAAAUGUUUAAAAAUCCAAAUAAAAAUUUGUAAGGUUUUGAAAUUCAAAUCAUAUAAAGCCG
Chironomus riparius is the source of this 2538-nucleotide messenger RNA. NCBI's taxonomy places the organism in Eukaryota, Metazoa, Arthropoda, Insecta, Diptera, Chironomidae. The record is from the annotation of a GenBank genome assembly.